Mangifera indica (mango) is the source of this 1011-nucleotide messenger RNA. RefSeq lists its product as uncharacterized. The record is from RefSeq and is a predicted model, not a curated record. The coding region runs from base 390 to 782 and encodes 130 amino acids. Lineage: Eukaryota; Viridiplantae; Streptophyta; Magnoliopsida; Sapindales; Anacardiaceae. The transcript has 2 exons.
UUACCAUUUUUCUCAGUCCACUCAGCUGAAGCUUCAAGGUUGAAACUUUCUCCAGAAAAAAUGAAACUUGGUUGAAAACCAUUUCUUUUCACUGUAAUUUAACAUACCCCAUGUCAUCACUUCUUUAUUUUCUUCUUUCUUUCCGUUUGUUUACUGAGAAACUAUGGGAAAAGUAAAGGUGCUGUCUAGGGUCUCUUUUUUUCCUUUCUGUUUUUUAUUCGGCUUAAGACUUGCAUUCUGUUGUUGUUUCUCUGUUUGUCUGUAUACCCAGAUUAAGGAUUAGGGUUUCGAUUUUGUUUUUGUGGUGUUUAUAUAUGAACUGAAAUAGUUUUAUGUGUUUUCAGGGUUUAAACGUUUGAGUUUUAUAAAUGAGCUUAAUUUAACUUGCAAUGGAGGUAUUAUCUCAUGAAUUUGAGGUUCAUUCUUGUUUUUGGGUUAGUGUUUUAAGGCUGUUUUCUCGUGAUUCAAUCUUUUAUAUUUUGGGUCAGAUUGUUCUGAUGGAAGGGAAGCUGGUCUCUGUGCAAUAUGCUCUGCUUUUGACUGAUUUUAUGCUCCAUCUUGUAUCUUCUGAUACUGAGUGUGUUAGGACGAGGGUUUACAUGAGGAGUAGAACUAAGAGAAAAGGGAUUGUUGGCAGUAAAUCAAGAGGGACUCCUGGAGAUCAACAAACCAGCGAAGAAGCAGUAGGCCAACUUCAACAGAGAAUAGAGGCAGCAAACACGCCAAAAGCUGAUGUGGCAAUACAGGAGUGGGAAAGCAAUAGUGAGAAUCCUGUUAUAUAACUGGAGGAGGAAGAAAUAAGGGAGGCAGGCAAUUAAGAAGGAAGAGAGUGAUAGGGAGAGGCCAGCCUCUCGAAAGCUGGAAGAUUGAGGGGAUAGAUUUUGUAUUGUGCUUUUGGUCUUGUGCUUCUGGUUAUAUGCUGGAAAGAAAUUAAUGUAAAUGAUAUUAAAACUGUAGAUAAACAGUGUAUUCAUUGCAGUAAAUUGAAGUAAUACAAAUGUUUUAGCUACU